This is a messenger RNA of Vitis riparia (riverbank grape), 2475 nucleotides long. RefSeq names its product transcription factor 25. The transcript is spliced from 5 exons. Gene Ontology annotation, cellular component: RQC complex. NCBI's taxonomy places the organism in Eukaryota, Viridiplantae, Streptophyta, Magnoliopsida, Vitales, Vitaceae. The coding region runs from base 139 to 2052 and encodes 637 amino acids. The record is from RefSeq and is a predicted model, not a curated record.
AUAGAUGAAUUAACAUCCAAAAUUUCCUGACGCACUUGAAUUGAUAAUAAACGGAACGGACCGGAGCUGGGGAGUGAAGAGGCCUCCGAUUAGGUCAAACCAGUGUUGAAGGCUUUAUUGGAUUGUCAAAGAACAGCAAUGUCGGCGCGAUUGCUGAGGAAGGUUUUGCAAGAACAAGAAGAGCAGCAGCCGCAGCUCGACAACGACGAUGACUCGGACUCUCCCGAUUCCGUCGCUCCUCCUUCAAAAAAUCUCUUCCAUAUCCUCAACGACGACGACGAUGAAGCUCAGGGGGAUGAAAGUGAAAUUGCUAACGAAACGUUGACCAGAAACAUUAAUGAACAAGAAUCCUCUGUGGAGAAAAGUACUGCUGAUGUAGUUUCAACUUCUAAUCAUAAAUCAAAGAAAAAGAAAAAGAAAAAGAUAAAGGGCAAGCAGGGUUCAUUUUCAAGAGUGGAUAAAGCUGAAAAACCCUUGGAUGUGAUUUUGAAAACAUUGUCUCUUGAUAGUAACUCUUCUAGCAAUCAGCCUGGCUCUACAGAAGCUAAAUCAGUGAAUGUAAAAGUUUGUGAUAACCGGGCUAAACAGUACACGACCUCCAUAUUACAAGUAGACCCAAAAUUUUUAAGUGCUGAAAACGAGCUGCGGCGAAUAUUUGGCUCUAAGGUAGUGAGUUCUUUUGAGAAUAGUCAGCAAACUGGUAGUUCCAGACAGAUACGUGGGGGAAGACGUGGAAGCCACAAUCCCAAAAAGACUAUUCUUGUGUCUCCCUCAGACCAUUGGCCCCGUUGGGAUGGAUCUUUGUCUAUGGAAUUUCUGGAAUCCAAAGAUGGAUUGAACUUCUUCAGAUAUGUACAUUCUUCUUCCUAUGGCCAAGCUCAGAGAGCGUUUGAAGGUGCCAAAUCUAUUCAUGAUCUGAACAGUAUAGCCAGUGUUUUACUGUACUAUCCUUAUCACUUGGAUUCACUCAUAACAAUGGCAGACUAUUUUAAAUUUGUGGGGGAACAUCACAUGUCAGCUGAUGCUACUGCAAAGUCUUUGUAUGCCUUGGAAUGUGCAUGGAAUCCAAUGUUUACCCCAUUGCAGGGUAAUUGUCAAUUAAAAUUCAGCCAUGAAACAAACAAGCCAUUGUUCACAACACUUUUCACUCACAUGAAAAACAUGGACAGGCGAGGUUGUCAUCGGUCUGCCCUUGAAGUUUGCAAACUGUUGCUUUCACUGGAUUCAGAUGAUCCAAUGGGGAUCAUGUUCUGCAUUGACUACUUUGCUUUGAGGGCAGAGGAAUAUGCUUGGCUAGAACGUUUCUCUGAAGAUUACAAAAGUGAUAACUCCUUGUGGUUGUUUCCAAACUUCUCAUAUUCCCUUGCCAUUUGCCGGUUUUAUCUUGAGAGAGAUGAAUCCUCAAAAGACACUCAUGUGGAAAAUGUGAAGGCUACUUCAACUGAUCUUAUGAGGCAGGCUUUGAUGCUUCACCCUUCGGUCCUUAAGAAAUUAGUUGCAAAGGUACCUUUAAAGGACCAGGCAUGGACAAAUAUACUCAAGCAAGCUUUUUUUAAAUCAGAACAAGCAGGGAGCCUCUCCUUGGAUCACCUGAUUAAUAUCUAUGUAGAGAGGAGUUAUAUCAUAUGGAGGCUCCCAGAUUUGCAAAAAUUGUUGAGAAAUGCUGCCCUUCUGGUGAUUGAAACACUGGAAAGUAAUGGAAGUGAAGCUAGGGAUUGGGCUUGUGUAAGAAAAGAAGUGUUCUCUUCUCAGAAAAAUGAGUAUGGUCAUUUAUUGGUGUCAGAUUUCUCUGAUUCAGUGCCAACUCUUCCACCUGAUAACUUGCAAAAUUUUAUGGCUGACCCGAGGAUGAGAGAGGAGGUGCUAAAUGUGAACCAAGUUGUCAAUCCACAUGGUGGUGAUCGUGCUCCACGAGACAUUGCAAAUCGAAGUCCAUUAGCUGUUUUGUUUGAGUCGAUACUACCCUGGGUUGAUUUUGGAGAUAGAGUUGAAGAGGAAGCUGGUGAGGACAACCAACCCAAUGGACGUGGUCCUGAUGAUCAAGGUCAUUGAUCAGCAUCUAUGGCGAUCUGGCCAAUGCUUAAAUUUUCAGAAACUCAUUUACAUCAGUGAUCAAGACCAAUUUUCUGCACCGAAGAAUAACUCUUUCUAGAGGUGACCAAGUUGUUUUGCUGCUUGGGAAAAUGAUUUGUCCCAUCUUUUUUUCUAUUGUGCGUGUAGGUUUAAACAUACAUGUGCUGUUGCCAUAUAAGGAUUGAUGCCGUAGCAUUCCUAAAGUGGUUAAACAAUUGUUGAGGUAAAUAAAUAGUUGAGACAAACAAACACAGUGCCAGCUGAUAUAUGAAUCUUGUGGUGCUUGUGGUCUUAUAGAUGCAAAUCCAAUAUGGAGAAUGGAUCAGCAAAUAUCUUGUAAACCAUGAUUUGAGUUAAUUAUAGCUACGCUGUAAAUUUGGCUUAUGGCUUUUCUCCUGUCAA